This is a messenger RNA of Xyrauchen texanus (razorback sucker), 1415 nucleotides long. RefSeq names its product protein PET100 homolog, mitochondrial-like. The record is from RefSeq and is a predicted model, not a curated record. The coding region runs from base 33 to 269 and encodes 78 amino acids. The transcript has 4 exons. Gene Ontology annotation, biological process: mitochondrial respiratory chain complex IV assembly. Gene Ontology annotation, cellular component: mitochondrion; mitochondrial inner membrane. NCBI's taxonomy places the organism in Eukaryota, Metazoa, Chordata, Actinopteri, Cypriniformes, Catostomidae.
AGUGCCUGAAAGUGUGCGAUUUGCCGGAGGACAUGGGGGUUAAAAUAGAGGUUUUUAGGAUGAUGGUCUACCUGUCGUUUCCAGUGGCCAUGUUUUGGAUAUCGAACCAAGCAGAAUAUUUUGAAGAAUAUAUCGUGAAGAGAAAGAGGGAGAUCUUCCCCCCUGAUGAGAAAAUGCAUAGGCAAGAGCUGGAGGAUUUCAAGGUACGAAUGAGAAACAGAAGAGAGCAGAAGAUGCAGAAACAGAUGGGCAUGGAGUCUGAGGAUUGACUAUAAAAUGUCAUUUUGUCAUAAUGCUAACUUGGGAUCAAGCCUUAAAAUAAAACACUUUUCCCAGAGCUCUAAUCCAUAUAUUUAUAACUAUAUGUAUAUAUAUAAUUAUUUUUUUUUUUUUUUUUUUUUUUUACUUUUUGUUGUUGCAUAAUUUAAUUUAAGGAACAGGUGGGGAAUGCAUGUUUUUGUAAAUUUACUGUGUAUGUCUUUAAACAGUCUCACAGUGUAAAUGACUAUAUAUUAACACUGCUUUGAUGUUGAAUUGUGUUUUUUUUUUUUUCAUAUUCAUAAAGAAUUAAAGUAAAUUUCUUUUUUUAAUAAUUUACAAUGCUUUAAAACUUUUAGUGACUCAUAACUGCAAAUGAUCUGCUCAUCUGCCCAUUAGAAUAAGUGCUUCUGAUGUCAUUGAGUCUAUAUUCUAAAAAUAACUAUUAACUCUUAAAAAAACAAUAACAUUCUAUUUGCCUUUUUUAAUAUUCUAUAUAAUAAUAAUAAAAAAAUCUAAGUUUCUUCCUGAUGCAACACAUUUACAAGAAUCAAGCAGCAUGAUAUGCUGUGAAAUGACCAUUUUUGUAUGGCCAUGGCACUGACUGCUGGCAAGCGCUAAUGGAGGCUGGAAGGGAUUUUGCUGCUCUCCUGCGAGCUCGUUCCACUUUGAGGAGACUCUGGUAGACACACAGCUACAUGGGCUAGCUAAUGUCCCCCCUGUCAAGAUGGAUCUUUUGAGAGGUUGAGAACUCCUUGAAGGCAGCUUUAUCCAAGACUCGUAGAGGUGAUAGAUUAGGCAGUUUCUGGUUACACUGUACAACACUGCCUUCUGGAGGACUACUCGUGAUCUCAUAUCAAAUUCAAUACUCACUUCUCAAGGUUUAUUCCUGUUCAUUCAAUCAAGACAAGACUACUGAAUAUAUUCAUGUUCAUUAACAUUUAACGGAUUAGCAUUCAGAUGAAACGGCUUUAAAGGAAUAUUCACAAGUUAACUCGAUCGACAGCGUGUGGCAUCGUGUUGAUUAUACCACAAAAAUGAACUUCGACCUCCUUUUCUUUACAAAAAUCGAGAUUACAGAGAGGCACUUGCAAUUUGUAUUUAACAACUGAAAAUGGCAUAACAUUAACUUUCACAUUCACGUUCUUAGGUAAAUA